Molecule: messenger RNA, 970 nt
Organism: Coccidioides immitis RS
Lineage: Eukaryota; Fungi; Ascomycota; Eurotiomycetes; Onygenales; Onygenaceae
Exons: 2
Coding region: 1-615 (204 amino acids)
Source: RefSeq, a predicted model, not a curated record
AUGCUUCCUCCUUCGGACUCCAUUAACCACCAGAAUCUGAAACUGGCGGAAUUUUUGGCAAGUCUUCAGAAUCAACCCGCGCUGCCCGCCCCACCUCCCCCAUAUACUGCCGUUCAAACCAACGAUGACUUGGACCUCGACGACGAGGAGGAAGAUCCACUCCCCCCGAUUGUGUUGAAGAUUGACUCUUCAAUCGUCGUUGAUGGCCAAGCCAACACCAUCGCAAUUCCGGCAUCCUUUGGGCCAAACCUCGAAAAUGGAAACACUGCUCCAUCCGAGCUCCGGCCAACAGUUUCCAAUAGUGGCGCGAUGCAGCAACUCCAGCAACAAAGACAAGUGAAAUCUGCCCAGAUUGCCUCGUCAGUCAUGGCAGCAAUGAAAGCCUCCGGUAUUUUGAAUGAUCGGGAGACUGGAAUGUCCCGUCCGAUCGAGAUCCAUAUAAAUUCCGGGAUACAUGUCAAGGGGGUCAAGAAUGUUGUGUGCCUGGGAUUAAAACGUCGAACGGAAGCAAAUUCGCCGCCAACAACUCCAUGUGAGGCCCGAGAGGGAGGAAGAAAAAGACGGGCUCAAUCAGAGCCCAUCGAGCUUCCAAAUCCAAAAAAACGCAGUAUCUAAAUGACUUACUCUUUUUAUUAUUUGCUAAUGACCGACAACGAGGUUCGAGCGGCGACCGAAAUUUCCGUUACGAGUGAGACGAGCCGUAAUCUGGCCUAAUAUAUGACCCAAAAGAAGCAAAUUCUUAUGGAGAGUUACUGCUCGGCUACUAUCAACGUCGGACGCAGUUCUACCACCCUUGGUCUCCUUCCCACUUUUAGCGAUAGUCCGAUUUCUUGACCAUGGCCUCGAUGCCCAUUGCUAAAUAUUGGUUUCCCUCCUGCCUCUUCUACGAGCUAGGAGUGGAAUUGGGACUCUCAUCUUUGUUUCAUUCACCUGUAAAACAGUGCCAAAGACACUCUUGGCUGUGAAAAAA